UUUCGAUUUUCAUAUCCAAUCUGAUAAUGUGAUUGUUUUUCUGCUUCGGAUUUUAGUCAUGUGCGUCAUUUUAUCCUAUUCGUUGGAUAUUUGUUCAAGUUUGGUGCGGAGGAGGAUCGCGGAGUACAGAUCAUUGAAUUUUUACUUCUUUUUUUUAAGGAAUGUUUUAGUGGAAAAUCGAAUAGUUUUCCGUGAUUCGCGAUCGAGGCUUCUGAAAUAACUUAAAUUUAAAGCAGUUUUUGCAAGGAAUGAUCUUGUGGAGACUGUUGACUCUUUUUCCAAUCGGUUUUACCAUCAUUUUUCCCUUUUCUUACUUCUUUUAUGUCCUCCAAUAAUUGUUUUUUUUUUAGAAAUGUUUUAGUAGGAAAUCGAAUAGUUUUUCACGAUUCGCAACCGAGUUCUAUGCAAAUUGAACUUAAAUUUAAAGCAAUUUUUGCCAGGAAUGAUCUUGUUACUACUGUUGAGUCUUUUUUUUAACCGGUUUUACCAUCAUUUUUCUGGUUUCUUAGUUCUACAUGUCCCCUCCAUUGGGUUUUUUUUUUUUUUGGAAUGUUUUAGUUGGAAAUCGAUUAUUUUUCCGCGAUUCGCAAUCGCUGUCUGCAAAUUGAACCUGGAGUCAAAAGCAAUUCUUGUAAGCUGGAGCUCUCGCCUGGACAGUUGUCUUAAUUUCAAGGUUCAGGCAGAAAUUAAUCCCCAGAGAAAUGCCAAGUCCGCGCGCUUUCUGUGCGCGUGGGGUCACGCUCCAUGUUGGUGGUUUUUUCUUGCCUAUUUCUUUUCCCCCUUUUUUUUAACACCUUUCUGUUGUUGGUUGGGCGACCUGUAGUUAUUGACUUAAUUCUGACGCCAAUCCAAAAGGAUCCAGCCACUUUCUUCAACGGAUAUCAGCCCCUUGUCGAUAUAAACUGAGAAGCUUGGAUUUACAUUUUUCAAUCUGCUAUCAACAAAAGUAUCAAUCCUAGCUGCAGAUACAUUGCAAAAUAAAGCUCUGAGAGUCUAUUGGAUCCAGCCCUCUAAAUCAACUCUCAAACUUCACCAACUUAGCAGCAUGGCUUCUUCCUUGGUUAAGUCACAAAAGAAUCUGAAGAGGACAGAAUCUAAGAAAUCACAUUCCUGGUGGUGGGAUAGUCAUAUCAGUCCCAAAAACUCCAAGUGGCUCGCUGAUAAUCUUGAGGAGAUGGACCAGAGUGUGAAACGGAUGUUGAAGCUGAUUGAAGAGGAUGGGGAUUCAUUUGCAAAAAAGGCUGAGAUGUAUUAUCAGAAGAGACCUGAAUUGAUCUCUCACGUUGAGGACUUUUACCGCAUUUACAGGUCGCUGGCUGAGCGUUAUGACCAUGUGACAGGAGAACUGAGGAAGAAUAUUCUAUCAGAUCUCCAAUCUCAGGGCUCAGGCAUUUCUGACCUUGGCUCUGAACCAGCCUCUACAUGUCCUUCUCCUGAUCAAAGGGAGAGGCGACGUAAAUCUGGUCGUCGAGCUGCUGGUUUUGAUUUCUUCCUCGGCUCAGGUGGGAGCAGCUCUGAUCUGUACAACAAAGGAGAUGAGUCAUCUUCACUAUCGGAUUCCGAGUCGGGAUCUGAUGAUUCCUCUGUCAACAAUUACUUGGGCGUGCCAGGAAAGCAACAGAUGCAACAGGAAGAGAAUGCAGACAGGUCAUUGAGGGGAACCGGAAAUGGGAAUUGUGAAGAUCUACUUGGAAAAAUUGCUGGAUAUGAAGAAGAGCUGAGGGCUGCUAAGGAAAAGAUUCAGCUUUCAGAAGAAGAGAUCGUUCGGUUGAAAACUGAGCUCCAGAAAUAUGGACCCUUGAACUUUACAAAUAAUUUCCAGGCUGAGCUUGUUGAAUUACCACCUAGAGAUAUCAAGAUGCAGGAAUCCGAGCUGGAGUUUGCAAAAAAACAAGCAUCAGAAUUUGAAGAAGGGGCUGUUGGGUUGGAAGUGGAUUGCUCAGACCCUGGUCUUAAGAUUCAAAGCCUAGUGGAAGAGCUGAGAAUCACAAAAGAAAGGCUUCAGGGUUCAGAGAAAGAAAUUGCAACUUUGAUAGAUGAACUUGCAAGUAGAGGAUCCUCUGAAAGUAUCAGCCAUAUGCAGGAACAGCUUGAAUUGACUCAUAAAGACAUUGCUAUGUGGAAAGCCAAGCUCGAUAGAGAGAAAAGGGAGGUCUCCAAGCUUCAGGAAAGGGUUGGGAGGUACAAAACUAGUUUAUCAGAUCGGGAACAUGAGAUCAGGGAAUUAAAAGAAGUCAUCUCUGAUGCUGACCAUAAUUUUGAGCUCGAAAAAUCACUACUAAUGGCCAAAAUUUCAAAACUCUUAGACGACCAGUCUCAUUUGGAGGAGAAGCUAAAAGAAUGGGAACUACGCUGCCAGUCUUUAGAGGAGGAGAUCAAGCAAGUAGAUGCCGAAAAAAGAGAAACCAAAGCUCGCCUUGAAGAACAGGAAAAGUUAUGGAAGACCGAAAUCGAGCAGUUAAAGGCAGACACUGCUGAGAGUGGUGAUCGCAUCAACGACCUGAAUAAAAGCCUAGACGCACUAAACUUGAAACAUGACACUUUAAUGUCGGAAAGAGAUGAGCUCAGUGCAAGAGUUCAUGCACUUAUCUCUGAACUAAGUUCCAGAGAUGAUCAGAAAAUUCAAAUGGAUAAGUAUUUGCACCAACUACGAAUAGAACAAGCAGAGCUGGUCGCUGGAGCUGGAGAUGCACGUAGACUGGUAGAGGAGCUGAGAUCAAAAGCUAAGCAACUGGAGGAGGAGGUUGAGAGGCAAAAGGGUUUAGUCUCAGAAGCAGCAGAAGAGAAGAGGGAGGCGAUUCGCCAGCUUUGUUUCUCCCUUGAACAUUACAGGAAUGACUACAAUCGGCUUCGCCAAGCUUUUACAGUCCACAAGCGGCCUGCAGUUUUAACAUCCUAAUCUGGUAUGUGAGCUUGGAUAAUGUAUGUAUUGUCUGGAUGGUGAAGGUUAAGUUACCCUGAAGUUUCACAUAGGCCUUACUUGGAUUGCUUUGUGGUUGAAGAGCCCAAAAGUUGCUGGCAACUUUAGGUAUUGAUGGAGAAAUGCUGGAAAUAAAUUAUCUUCUGCCUCAGCUCAGUUAGUCGAGGCUUUCAAUGUGCUUGACCCUCUGUGGGUGUGAGUUAAAAUAAAGGAAGAUGUGAAUUUAAAGCC
This is a messenger RNA of Vitis vinifera (wine grape), 3151 nucleotides long. RefSeq names its product protein NETWORKED 4A. The coding region runs from base 1046 to 2899 and encodes 617 amino acids. The record is from RefSeq and is a predicted model, not a curated record. The transcript has 5 exons. Lineage: Eukaryota; Viridiplantae; Streptophyta; Magnoliopsida; Vitales; Vitaceae. Gene Ontology annotation, cellular component: vacuolar membrane. Gene Ontology annotation, molecular function: actin binding.